GAAUCCCGCUUAUAGAAACGCGGCUGCCGGCUUGACGCGUUUUAUAUGUUACGAGAAGUGAUUUUUAAUUUCUUGUGUUUCGGAAAUAAUAAAGUGCAGAAUUAAAAAAUGGAAGAACGUAAAAUGGCUUGGGUACCUUUAGAAUCAAAUCCCGAGGUUAUGACAAAGUUGUGUCAUAAACUUGGUGUACCAACGAAAUGGAAUAUCGUCGAUGUCUACGGUUUGGAACCAGAUUUAUUGGCUAUUCUGACAAAACCAGUUCUAGCCAUGAUUUUAUUAUAUCCACUUUCGGACCAGGAAAAAGAUCGUGGAUUAAAGGAGGAUAGUGAAACGAGAGAAAGUUCAACAGUUUCACCCGAUGUUUAUUUUUUGAAACAAUUCAUUUCGAAUGCUUGUGGAACAAUUGCUUUGAUUCACAGUUUGGCGAAUAAUGCCGAAAAACUAGAACUAGAAGACGGAUUUUUAAAAUCGUUUAUAGAGGAAACGAAAGAUUUAUCGCCAUUUGAACGCGGAGAUCGUUUAAUGCAAGCUGGAGACAUUGCCGAUACUCACAAAGAAUUGGCUCAAGAGGGUCAGACUGAGGCGCCCAAUGAAAAUGCAAGAGUUUAUCAUCACUUUGUGGCAUUCAUAGAAAAAGAUGGCCACAUUUACGAAUUGGACGGACGAAGAGACGGUCCUAUCAACCACGGGGUUUCUAGUCCCUCUACAUUUUUAGAGGACGCUGCGCGUGUUUGCAAAGAGUAUAUGCAACGGAAUCCAGACGAAAUGGGUUUUACGAUGGUUGCACUUACACCAGAUUAAAAAAAAGGAAAUCUAUUUAUAUAUUAUAUAUAAAUAAAUAUAUAUGAACUACUCUGGGACUAUUGCAAAAAUAAAGUACUUUAAGUUUUGCAAAAACAAAUAUUUUUUAUACUGUUAACAAAAAUGUUACACAAAUCUUUUUUUUUCUCAUCAAAUAAUGUAAUUUUGCUUUCUGCAAAUAAAAAACUUUGCAUUUAUAAA
Leptopilina heterotoma is the source of this 1002-nucleotide messenger RNA. RefSeq names its product ubiquitin carboxyl-terminal hydrolase-like. Lineage: Eukaryota; Metazoa; Arthropoda; Insecta; Hymenoptera; Figitidae. The coding region runs from base 109 to 801 and encodes 230 amino acids. The record is from RefSeq and is a predicted model, not a curated record. Gene Ontology annotation, cellular component: cytoplasm. Gene Ontology annotation, molecular function: cysteine-type deubiquitinase activity. Gene Ontology annotation, biological process: ubiquitin-dependent protein catabolic process; protein deubiquitination. The transcript has 6 exons.